Parasteatoda tepidariorum (common house spider) is the source of this 3124-nucleotide messenger RNA. RefSeq lists its product as uncharacterized. Gene Ontology annotation, biological process: regulation of transcription by RNA polymerase II. The record is from RefSeq and is a predicted model, not a curated record. NCBI's taxonomy places the organism in Eukaryota, Metazoa, Arthropoda, Arachnida, Araneae, Theridiidae. Gene Ontology annotation, molecular function: RNA polymerase II cis-regulatory region sequence-specific DNA binding; DNA-binding transcription factor activity.
ACUUUAGUGAAGAAGAAGGUCCAUUAGUUAUAUUAACAUCAACUUUAACUUGGACCGUGUAGUACAAAAUAAAACUGUUUCUGUUUACAAAAUUCCUCUAUGACAGAAUUAAAAGCAAAGAUAUCUAAAAUAAGUUUCUUGAUUUAUUAUUUAUUGUGUUAUUGAUUUUAAGUUGAUCGACAUAAAUACGUUGUUUAUACGCUAAGAUAUUUAAGAAGCUGUGCUGAAAAGGCUUUAAAUAAAAUGAUUAACUGGAGUAAAUGUCCAAAAGUUGAUUUGUAAAGAAAAGCCUUGUUAUAAAUUGCACGAAGAAAAAAUUAGUCUCAAAUGAGGAAAUUUUCAUCAAUAAUAUAAAUUGGAAUCAUACUGUGUAAUUAAAAAAAUUUAAUGAUUCCUGCCCUCUAGUAUAAGUAAAAAAAUUAUUACCUCAUUUUGAAAAAAAAAAAAAUCAUACAUUUUGUCUUGAAAGUUCACGGAUAAAAUCUACUUUCUGUUCUAUUCUUGUAAGUAAAGUGAAUUUAUCCAUACUGAGCAUAUAUUAAAACAUUCUUAGUUAACUAUAAUACCACUUAUCAUUUUAGACAGUGUUACUUGCAGAAAAUCUUACUUAAUUAUCUAUUUUUAUGAUUAUUAAAUUAUUUUAAUCUUAAAUUUAUCUUUGUGCCUGCUUCAAACUUUGCUAUUGUGAUCAGUAAAAAAUUGUUAAUCAUGAUGAUAAAUUCUAAUAACAUGUAUUGCUUAAAUUUUUUGUUUACACUGAAUUGAAGCUGCAUGUGGACGAACAAAAAAAAAAAAAUAUGUGCAUCGUAAGAUUGGCUUUUCCUUCCAUGAUUCUUAAUAUUGAUUAUGUAUGAUUAUAUCCAGCAUUUAUGUCUAAUGCAUCUUAAUAAUAAUAACUGAAUCAGGUUCAGUCGAAAGAAUUACUUGAGAUUGUGUGCUGUUUUAAUGAUGUCUUUUGAAUAUGAAUAACAAUUUAAAUAUUUCUGUAGCUUUUGAUAUUCUACAGAAAGAAGCUCUUGUAAAGUUGGAUAGGUCUUCUGAUCAAGCAUUACUAGCUCAGAUAAACAUCACAUGUUAGAGUUAUAUAAUAAGAGUUAGAGUUAUAUCUAAAGGUGAUACGAUGAAUUUUUCAACAAAGAGUGACCUACCUGAUGAGAAGACUUAUUCUUGUAGUGUAUGUAAUCAGAGUUUUUCCAAGAAGCACCAUCUAACUGUUCACAGAAGUGUUCAUAAUGGUUCUUAUUCUUGUACUGUGUGUAAUGUGAGGUUUUCAAAAGAGCGUACUCUUGCCAACCACCAUCGUAUUCAUACGGGUGAGAAACCUUUUUCUUGUAGCGUGUGUAGUAAGAGCUUUUCUCAGAAAAAGUAUCUAGUCAAACACUUUCAUAUUCACAGUAGUGAGAAACCUUAUUCUUGUACUUUAUGUGAUAAAAGUUUUUCACAAAAGAGUGCUCUAACUAAACAUAACAAUGUUCACAAUACUGAGAAAUCUUAUUCUUGUUGCAUAUGUAAUAAAAGUUUUUUACAUAGAAGUAAUCUCAUUGAACACAGUCGUGUUCAUACUGGAGAAAAACCUUAUUCCUGUAGUGUCUGCAAUAAGAAUUUUUCCCUUAAAAGUAGUCUAACUAAACACAGUUAUGUUCAUACUGGUGAAAAGCCUUAUUCUUGUAGUGUAUGCAAUAAGAGUUUUUCUCUGAAGAGUAAUCUUAAUAAGCACAAUCUUGUUCAUACUGGUGACAAACCUUAUUCUUGUAGCAUAUGUAAUAAGAGUUUUUCACACAUUGGAAAUCUAACUGCACAUAGCCGUGUUCACACUGGGGAAAAACCUUAUUCUUGUAGUAUAUGUAACAAGAGAUUUUCAUUCCUUGGAAAUCUAACUUCACAUAACUGGACUCAUUCUGGUGAAAAACCUUAUUCUUGUAAUGUAUGUAAUCAGAGUUUUUCUGCUAAAAAAAUCUUAACUGAUCAUGUUCGUGUUCAUACUGGUGAAAAACCUUAUUCUUGUAGUGUAUGUAAUAAGAGUUUUGCACAGAGGAGUACUCUAACGAAACACAGCUACAUUCAUAAUGGUGAAAAACCUUAUUCUUGUAGUAUAUGUAAUAAGAGUUUUUUACAGAAAAGUGAUUUGACUAAACACAGCUAUGUUCAUGAGAAGCCAUAUUCUUGUAGUACAGUCAACCCUGCUUAAAGGAAUACCAUCAAUUCCAGCCAUUCUAAGAAGUGGGUUAUUCAAUUGAUCAAUCUUAAGUUUUACUUUGAUGUAUAUUCUUUUGUAUAUUCUUUUGAAGAAAUACUCAUGUAAUGAUCAAUAAGCUAUUAUAAUUAGAGUUAAUAGUGUUAGUAUUAUAAAGUAACAUUUAAUUUAUAAAAAUAAAUUAAUCAUGGUGUAUUGCUAAAUAACGAUGUUGCUGUAAAUAAUGUUGAAAUAGGACAUUUACAGACAAGCAGGUUGACAUUCUUUGCUAAAAUAACAUUUAAAUGUCAAGUAUUUAUUUACAUGUUAAAUGGUGUUGUAAUAUGUAAAAACAUAUUUAAGAAACAAAAUUUGAUAUUUUUCAAUUGUUUAUUGGAAACAUUAAUUAUUAGUCAAAAAAGGUUUCUAUGAAAUAAUUUUGAAUGGUUUAGUUGUUUUUAAUUUGUAGCUUAUAAUAUUAUUUGACCUUUUGUUUCACAUAAACAAAAUAGGAAUCAAUUCAAACAACAACAACAAAAAAAGAAAACUUUUUUUGCUACUUUUUGGCAAUGAUUUGACUUUUGAUUUUGGCAAUAAAAAAAUUAGCAUUUUUAGCUAAAACUUGCGACAAAAAAAAAAAUUUUUUUUUAUAUUCAGAAACCAAAAAGCCUAACUCAAAACCUUACAACAAACUUAGAAAAUAAUCAAUCUUGUAAUUUAUGGUUACAGUAGCUGAUGACGUUCGAAGUGAAUAAACAUAGUAUCUAUUUCAUUUUAUUUUAUAACCGUCGUUGAACAACCGACCCAAAUUUCUUUGGAUUUAUGACUACGAAUGUUUAACUCCGUAGCCUUGUAAUUUUAAACCCAAUCCAGAAGACAAGUGAACUCCUGGAUCAAGAAAUCGCCUUUGUGGAGGACUCUUUGAUGGAACAUUUUGCGUUACAUGGAGAG